AUGCCAGGCCAGGUCCUCGUAAGGUCUGAAGUCGAGCCCCUCUCCCUCAUCCCAAAACUCGUGAAGAGCUGCAAAGGCGCUAUAUUGGAUCCACAGGAGCUCGAAAAUUUCACCUUUUCCCUUCAAGGAUUGGAAGAAUGCCAUACCACUAAUGAGGGGUUGGAUCACGUUUCGAGAGUGGCCAAGGCAGCCCUAAUUGAACCUCCCAUGCAUGAUGUUGAGUGUUUCGAGACAACGUGGGCAACAGACUCCAUUGCUUUCUCUGCCGAAGGAAGCGCUAAUGUCGAAGAACUCUCUGAUGUCGACGAAUGUCCGACAAGCGAACCCCCAGCGUAUAUUCUGACAUGGUUUGGGUUGAACAAGAUUGACUAUCACUUGUACCUCGCUCACAAUGAAAGAGGCAUGGACGAUAAUACGAGACGCAACAGCAUGUUUAUGUUUGAUGGCGAUGAGUGCCGUCCUUGUCCUUACAGUCAGCUAUCUGAUCUGCAAACUUAUUAUCCAAACGGUGUCGGUAAAGAUAAAGACCCUAUUAUGCUGAUCAAUUGCUUGCCUGUACGUGGUAAUCCUGCUGUUCCCGCUGACAAGGCCUAUAUCUUGGGUUUUGAUUUUGACAGCGGGAAUCUCUUCGUCCGCCAAUUUGCCUGGUUACCAGAAUACAUGGACGACGUCUGGUGCGUCUGGAACGAGGGCUUUAACCGGUACGAAGUGCAAAUAAAAGCCUUGCGUGAUACCCUCAGGCAAUGCAUUGACGAAUGUGAGCUGGAUCCGGGCGUGGGUAUUCUUAGCAAGGGCAAAUACGUUGUGGACAACUGGGAGGGUGUGGGAGUCAGCGAAGAUCCCGGCAUGGAGCUGGUGAUUGUCAUCAAGUUCUGUUUGUGGGUUGUGGAUAUGGCAGAGCCGAUGAUCCUGCCCUCUGUUCCUGGAUCUGAGUCGCUCGUUGGAGAUUUCCAGAGGUACGAGGAGGAGUGCCGCAGAAUCUUGGCCUGCGCCUCAGCUAGAUUCUGGAAGCGUGUCCAGAAAGGCUAUACGGAAGAGCAAGAAAGAUGCGAGAAAGCCAGGAGCCGCUACAUCGAUGACUUGAUGACCCUUCACGUGCCUGAAGCACAUGAGAUUGAGAACGUCAAAAGAUGUGCGCCCAGUCUGGAUACUGCCAGCAAGCUUCGCCAGCAGUAUCAAGAUGGGCGAAGGGAAUGUCACGAGCAAGGCUUGCAGGACGUGUUUACCCUUCCAAAGAAUGCCAGUAUCUCCAAGUCUCCUGAAUCUACUUUCAGAGAUAUAGUUGAGAGAUCGAAACAGGCAUUGGCGUCAAGCAUGCUGUCCUCUCCUCCUAAGGCUCCGCAGGCUAACUCACGUCGCUUCGCUCAGGCCCAAUCGCAUAGUGACUGGAUUGCUACAGCAUCGGGGCAUAGCACUUCCUCAAGUGAAGAGGAUAGCUAUUCUGACGCCUCUGAGUCACGCAAAUCACCCGUUCCAGUGUUAUUGAGGCGGAUGUCUGACCUUUCGCAGGCACAUCCAGAACUUGACAAUGUCAGUAUUCGCGAACAGUUGGAGGCGAUUCUUUCCGAGAUGAAACUGACUACGGGGUAA
Molecule: messenger RNA, 1590 nt
Organism: Aspergillus niger
Lineage: Eukaryota; Fungi; Ascomycota; Eurotiomycetes; Eurotiales; Aspergillaceae
Exons: 1
Coding region: 1-1590 (529 amino acids)
Source: RefSeq, a predicted model, not a curated record